Linderina pennispora is the source of this 2094-nucleotide messenger RNA. Its product is annotated as leukotriene A4 hydrolase. Gene Ontology annotation, molecular function: epoxide hydrolase activity; aminopeptidase activity; metallopeptidase activity. NCBI's taxonomy places the organism in Eukaryota, Fungi, Kickxellomycota, Kickxellomycetes, Kickxellales, Kickxellaceae. The record is from RefSeq and is a predicted model, not a curated record. The coding region runs from base 150 to 1997 and encodes 615 amino acids. Gene Ontology annotation, cellular component: cytosol. The transcript has a single exon. Gene Ontology annotation, biological process: proteolysis.
GAAAAAACCGGAGCUUAACGGCCUAGAGCGGUUCUGCAGAUGCGUGCUGCACUCGUUUUUCUCCUCCGCACGCUGCUACUUUUACCGUUUUCCCCCGCUUACAUAGCAAACCAUUAUUUCUUAUCAGCACUAGCGCCUAUUCAUUUGAAAUGUUCGAGGUCGAUCCCAAUUCGCAGUCCAAUUUGGGCGAGGUAACCACCAACCAUAUCCACAUGGACGUCACAGUGGAUUUUGUCAAGAAGAGCCUGGCGGGAACAGCGACGCUGGAAAUCGAGACCCUGGCAGAUACGCAGGAGGUCGUUUUGGACACAGCGCACUUGGUCAUCAAUGGCGCCUCGCUGCUCAGCUCUGACGGUGCACCGGCCACAGCGCUUGAGACUGACGUGAGCACCGUGCACAAGGUGUACGGGACAGCGCUGCGGGUGAAGUUGCCAGAGCCCGUGUCGGUCGGCAGCAAGUUCAAGGUCAAAAUCGAAUAUGAAACGACGCCCAGUGGCGGCGCCAUUCAGUUCUUGACGCCCGAGCAAACGCUGGGCAAGAUGCACCCUUAUCUGUUCACGCAGUGCGAGGAGAUCCACGCGCGCAGCUUGCUGCCGUGCCAGGACAGCCCCUCAGUCAAGCUGUCGUAUUCUGCGGACAUCCGCGUACCCAAGCCGCUGACUGCUCUGAUGAGCGCGAUCUCGACCAGCUCGCGCGACGACGGCGAGUUCACGGUGUACAGCUUCGAGCAGAACACAACGAUUCCGUCGUAUCUUAUUGCGCUCGUUGUAGGAAACCUGGCCAAGUCGGACAUCAGCGACCGCUGCGCUGUCUGGUCCGAGCCCGAGAACAUCCAGGACUGCGCAUGGGAGUUUGCUGAGAUGGACACCAUUCUGUCGCAUGCUGAGCAGCUGGUGGUGCCGUACUCGUGGGGCCGCUACGACCUGCUGGUGCUGCCUCCCUCGUUCCCGUUCGGCGGUAUGGAGAACCCGUGCCUGACCUUUGUGACGCCGACGCUGCUUGCCGGCGACCGCUCGCUGACGGAUGUCAUUGCUCACGAGAUUGCGCACAGCUGGGCAGGCAACCUGGUAACGACCAAGAACUGGGAGCACUUCUGGCUCAACGAGGGCUGGACGACGUUCUUUGAGCGCAAGAUUGUCGCGCUGCUUAAUGGGGAGGAUGCUCGGCAGCUGAGCUGCGUCAUUGGCGAGAGCGAUCUUGCCGAGGCUGUCGAUUUUUACGGCCACGACAGCGCACUGACAUCGCUCGUACCUAAGCUGGAUGGCGUCGAUCCCGAUGACGCAUACUCGACAGUGCCGUAUGACAAGGGCGCGCACCUGCUGUACUACCUCGAGCAGUACCUGGGCGGGCCUGCUGUGUUUGAGCCGUACAUGCGGGCAUACAUCACCGAGUUUGCCGGAAAGUCGAUCACGACUCAGGACUGGAAGGACUUUUUGUUCAGCUACUUUAGCAAGCACGACGCAUCCAAGGUCGAGCUGCUCAACAAGGUGGCCUGGGACCAGUGGCUGUAUGCGCCGGGGAUGCCGCCCGUCAGCAACAACUACGACCAGAAGCCGCAGAAGGUGUGUCUGGAUCUUGCUGACCGCUGGCUCAAGGCGUCCGAGAGCGGCGAUUAUGCGCAGUUUUCUACCAGCGACAUCCAGGACUUCUCGACGAUGCAGAAGGUGAUUUUCCUGACGCGGCUGUCGGAGAACUCGCCGAUCAAGCACGAGACGCUGGCGGCGCUGGACGACGUGUACCAGCUGACCAACUACCGCAACUGCGAGGUGCGGUUCAGCUGGCUGGCGCUGGCGCUCAAGUCCAACUACAUGCAUGUGGCAGGCGCCGUUGUCGAUAUGCUGUCGACACAGGGCCGGAUGAAGUACACGCGGCCGCUGUUCCGCCUGCUGCACACAUGCCCUGAGGGCCGCGAGCUGGCCGAGAAGACGUUCCUGCGUCUGCGCAACUUUUACCACCCGAUCUGCUCGCGCAUGGUUGAGAAAGACCUCGGCCUGUGAGCUGCGGAGAAAGUGUUGCAGUUGAUACGCGCGGCACCGCCCUUUUUGGCCAUAUCUAGGGGCCUGGAGAGACUUGCACAAAACAGUUUUUUCUUCU